AAUUUAAAACACGCACACAUGCGAAUUUGUGAGACUGCACACGCAAGAAUCACCUUCACAGAAUUAUAUUUUGCUUAGAACUUGGUGUAAUGGACGUAUUGCCAGAAGACGGCACAGAUAUUGAGAUAAGACUCGAUGGAACUAUACAAGAUAAUGAAGUCAAGGAAGUUAAAGAAAAGACCCGCAAACUGUCUCGUCGCAAGCGCGAACAUGAGAAAAAUGAAUCGCAUGUUGUUGUUGCCACAGCGGCCGUAAAAGCGAAAUUGCCCAAGCCAGAGGGCAAAAAGUUACGCAAGAAACUCAUCGAAUUUGAGCAGGAGAAUCAAACGUUGGCCAAGACUAUCAGUGAUAAGAAUCAGGAAAUUUGUGCCCUCAAGCAGUCCGUGGACUCGCUAAAUGAGGUGCUAAAUUCGGUGCCCAUGGAUGAGUUGCGUUGCAACUCCUCCAUUGCCAGCUCCAAAAUUCUUGAGCUGAGCAAAAAGAAUCGCCAGAUGCGUGCCGAGCUGGAGCAGCUAAAGAAUCGCGUUCUUAAGAAGGAAAUGCACAUCGAGAAGCUGGAAAAAGAACGAAAGAACUGCAAUGACAAGAUGACACACAAUGGCGAACAGGCUAAGAAGGGAACUGCAGCUGAUGAGUUACAGGCGAAGAUUAACAGCAUGCAGCAGAAGUUCUUCGAGACGCGCAACAAGAAUACCGAGCUGCAGAAUCAGCUCAAGUUGGCCCAAAAGUGCUUGCAGCAUGAGGUUGGUGAAACCGUCAACAUCAAUCUGUUGGCCAACAAUUUGGGCCAGGCCAGCUGGCGUGGACGGGCCCAACAAAUCCUGACACUGCAACAGAAGCUGCAGGAGCUGAAGGUACGCAUGGAAAGCUACGAGCAGGGGAUGCCCGAGCGCGGUGACUAUGUGCCCAUUGCACACGGUUCGGAACUGGAACGGGGCGGCACUCAGAGUCUUAGGGGAACGCCUCGUGGUGUCAAACCGAUGAAUUCUCCUGGUAGAAACAGCACCACACUGAGUGUGGGUGGUGGCGAUGGAUGUAGCGGCGGUGCCACCUUUGAUCGCUUCACGCCGGGCGUGCGCAAGAGCGAGAUCCUGCAUCGGGCCAAGGUGGAGACGCUGGAGAAGGAGAUAGAAGCACUGCGAGCACAGCUGGAUGAACAACGCAAUCGUACCCUGGCCCUCAAGGUGCGCAACAAGACACUCAACGAUGACAUGCUCAAAUAUAAGAUGCGCUCCACCGAACUGGAGGAGAACUCCGACUACAGCGCCACAAACGCAUCCUCCAUGACCGAUAAACUGAAAGCACAGCGCGCUCAAUACGAGACCCGCCUGGACGAUCUGCGCAACGAUGUGAUUCGCAUUGCCGAGGAUCGUGACAUUGCCAGGCGACAGAUGGAUGAGCUGAGCGGCAUGAAUCUGGAGCUGCACAAUGAACUCAAGCAGAAGGACAGCUCCAUUCAGGCACUGCAGGAUACGAUCAAGAAGCUGGAGACCGAUUUGCGGGCAAUCACAGGUGGUUUUCUAUUCUCCUGCCGCGAGUUUCGUAAGGAAGAAUUUGUUGGUAUACUGGACGCCUUAGAGGUAGAGAAGAAUCAGUUAUUGCUGCUGAAUAAAGCACAGGAGGAGCGCCUGGAAGUGGAGCGUCUAAAGAACGAAUCUGCAGUCGAUCAAAUAGCCAAACAGAAGACACGCCUCUGUCGCAUGGAGGUGAAGAUACGUGACCUGGAGAAGGAGCUGGAUGUGCAGACGGAUCGCAAGAAGCGCAGUCAACGCAUCACCGAAUAUGCCAAUCAAGUGGGUCGCAUUCCACUAACCGGCUCCAUCAGCUCCUUCAGCUUUGACAAUCAGUCGCAGUGUCCAUCGAUCAGCUCGAUGGGCUCCAUGAUCAGCAGCGAGCCAAAAAUUGAGGAUAUUAAGAAUGAAUUGGAGCUGGCCAACGAGAAGAUCACCAUGCUCACGGAGAAACUGGAGUAUAUCACGGCCGAGAAGCGCGCCGAUGCCAAGUUCUUUGAGGAGACCAUGUCCAACUCCAAAAAUAUCAUAUUGGACACAAUACUUGGUGCCCGUGAGGGUGCCAUUCAAGUGCAUCCCACACUCGAUCCGCCGCCAGCGGAGUUUGCCACCAGCGAUAGUUCCUAAAUGUUAACGCUAUCUCCAGUUUUGUUACUUAGUUGAAAUACAAACAUUAUUUGAAUGUGCCGCAACGAAACAA
Molecule: messenger RNA, 2211 nt
Organism: Drosophila grimshawi
Lineage: Eukaryota; Metazoa; Arthropoda; Insecta; Diptera; Drosophilidae
Product: coiled-coil domain-containing protein 13
Exons: 3
Coding region: 90-2138 (682 amino acids)
Biological process (GO): non-motile cilium assembly; cytoplasmic microtubule organization
Cellular component (GO): centriolar satellite
Source: RefSeq, a predicted model, not a curated record